UUUCGGAUUAAAUUUUGUUGAAGUCUUUGGCAGAUGAUCUUUAAUGAAGCUACGGAGUAGCUUGGCGGAAUUGCUUCUGUUUUGAAAUUAAAAAAAGUUAUAUUUCUGCUGUUGUCAUCGAUGCCAUUAGUUUUCGGAUUAAAUUUUGUUGAAGUCUUUGGCAGAUGAUCUUCAAUGAAGCUACGGAGUAGCUCGGCAGAAUUGCUUCUGUUUUGAAAUAAAAAGAAAGUUAUAUUUUUGCUGUUGUCAUCGACGUCACGAAGGUUAGAAGGAGGCUUUUGUACAAUUGCUCUGCUGGUAAUCGAAUAAGCUUACGCAAGCUGAUACAGCUUGAAAUGCUGAGGAUGAUGGCGUAACUUUUGAUGGCGUAACUUUUGAUGGCUUCCGAUUAAUGAUUUCCAAGAUAUGUAAGUUUAACAUUUUGAGGGGUAUCGACAUGCACAGGAUGAGGCAUUUAAAAUGGGCUACCUGAAUAAUUCGCUUACUUUUAGCGAUAGAAAAAAAAAAGUAUCGAACAGGAGUUGUUUGAUUUCGAAAGGCACGUAACGUGGUGCCAAUAAGUUUUUUAUCGGUGGAAGCGUACAGGAGAUAUGAAGGUCGACUCUGCUUUUUCAAAUAGAUCGAUACAUGUAGUUUCUAAUAUACGCUCUGAUAGAACGUUUUCCGGCAAAUGCAAUGAUCUACAGUUCAAGUUCAUUUAAGGUUACACAGACUGAGUUAAUAUAAAAUUAAUUGUUCUUAAAAUUGACCUCCAUACUUCCAUUGACAAAAAAGUUAUUGGCAUCGCGUUAGGUGAACGAAUUACACGAAUUAAUUGAAAUUAAGGUGGCCUGUUUUAAAUGCCUCAUCGUGUAUGUGUCCAUUGGCUUUUAUAUCAAAAUCAAAUUUAUUACUUACGAGCAGAAUAUCUUAAGAAUUUAAAACUAUGCCAUACUAAAGUGAGAUAACAUGUAUGCAUGUUAAAAUCAAUUUAUGGAUAAAAGUUACUUUGGUCUGUGUCUAUUCGAUUAAAGGAAAAAAUAUCCAUUUAAAAUUCGCCCUUCAAAAGGUUAAAUUCUCAGAAGACCUAUUAAACUAUUUUUCCAAUAUGUAAACAAUAUUUUGUUAUCUAUUAGUGAGAUGCCAUUGUAUGCUCCUAUUGUUAUAUAAAUAUAAUAAAAAUAUAAAUACAAAUUAGACAACGAUUCUAACAGACAAAAUAAAUAUUGUAUUAUACUAAUUUUGUCGAAAUAAAAAACAUUAUCGAGUUCAACUAUAUCUCCAAGUUUAUACGCUCAAUUUGUAACUGCUUAGUUAACAUUCUUUGUAUAUCUCUUAGUCGCGUACAUAUUUAGACUAAGUUAUCAAAUUAUUCAUAACGAAGUAUCCCAACAAACAUCGAAGUGAAUCAAUUUUAAUUAAUUAUUAAUUUCUCGAGUUGUUUUCUCUUUAUAGACCAAUCGAGAGUUUAUUCGCUUCCAAUCCUUAAUAUUAAUCAACGAUCACCUGCCAAAGAUCUUGAGGAACAAUUAAUCCGAAAAACGAAGGAGAACGUUCCCCGCGUGAGCUCUCGGCGGACGUCGACCAAGCUCCCAAGAGUCGAAUUUCUCGCUUUGGUCUCUCGCUCUCGAUAACCACUCCUUAGCACGUAGUCGAUCCGGCUGUUGCGAGCGAACGUAACGCACGCUCGACGUGACGCCUAGUCCGAGUACUAUUCACGCGAAUCGUCCCAGAAUCUGUGUAACCGGAUGUAAAGAUAGAGAAAAUAAAUUCAAGGAAGAAACGAAGAACAUAGGAGAGAUUCUUGCACGAAAGCUCGAGCUGCAAUUCGCGCGCGGAGACUACACUCCUUUCUUGGCUUAUAGUUUCCUUCGUCGAACGAUAGACAUGUGCGAACGCAGAGAGGAAAAUACGAUGAAUCAGUGUUGGGCAACGCGAUUACCGAGCGAUCGGACAUGAUCUGAUUUGGAACAUUACAAAUUACUGUAGAUUGGUUUCGCUUUCGCUAUUAUUGGUUCGUCUAUUGGUUCGUGACGUUUGCGAGUGAUUAUCGAAAAAGUAACGAGAAGGUAAUCGAGAAAAGUAAUCGCUGUCCAACUCUAGGAUGUGUAAGGGUACAUUUGUACAUAUACACUUGGUGGUUAGAUACGCGCGUACCUGUAUCAGCGUGAGUGCCUGUGCGCGACCUUCUCUGCUACCCUUCUUCACUUUGCGUGUCUCUUCACCUGUGUAUAUCUCCUCCCUUCUUCCUUCACACAUCUCUAUUCUUUACUCUCCUAUACGGCUCUGUGAAGCUGCACGAGACACUCUUUCUCUGUACCUCUGAACUGUGUUCCGCCUCACGUGUACUUCCGGUGGUCGUCUCUGCCGCAUCGACGUUUAUCUACGUGUUCUCUGUAACCCACAAGACUUCGUAUGUACGUCCAUAACUGUUCUGCCGAAUACCCCGCCGCUUCCCCCAUGCCCAUCCUAAAAACGAAAUUGUUUGGCUACGAAAAUGACAAAAAGAGAAAUAAGACCCGCUGAUGAAAGAGAAAAGAAAAGGAAAUGAGCAAAUCGCGAAAGAGAAGCAAGUGUCCGGCCGAGUGCAGAUUCAAGUUUCGUACGAAGCUGAUCGCAAAGAACUGAUCGUCACUGUUUUCAUGGCUGACGAUUUGUGCCCAAGAGAAGACACGGGCUACGGAACGCUACCACAAGCGUAUGCCAGGCUCGUUCUUCUUCCAGUCUGCGAUGACCAAAGUACUUUGAAAACUGCGAUUGCCGAGCCGAGUCAAAAGCCGAUUUGGAACGCGACGUUGCUCUUUUCCCGUGUCGAUGGAGAAAGCUUGAUGAAGCGAGCGAUCGAGGUGACUCUCUGGGAUUUCUGUCCCGACUCUGCGAAAGUUUUUCUCGGCGAAUGCAACGUUAAUUUGCAACGUGCUCUUGAAAACGACAGGGCGGUUUGGUAUCGUUUGGAGGAUCUACGCGGACUUCGCUUGGGUAAAUCACCGUACUGCUCUCCCCGUGGCUCCUUUUCGACCGAGAUAGCACAGAGGCUAUUGCGGAAAACGGAAUUGCCCGAAAGAAGUUACAGCGACGAUACACAAAGCGACAGCGGAAGCCCCGAGCUCGGCUUCCUGCACCCAGAUCACGCCUGGCAUGCAAAUUCGAGAAGAGGCUCCAGCCAAUCCGAGCAACUGGAAGUCGAACCCUAUGAACUUAACAGAGAUUACAGUAGAUCCCUGCCUGGCAGUCGAAGGAGCAGCUUCCAAAGUCAAGGUGGCACCGACAGCAAACGUGGAAGCAUGGGCGAAGCAGACAUGUCGGUCAUGAUGCAUCACAACCGUGACCGUCGACGAAGCUCGUUCACCAGGCCAAUGAGGGACCACGGAGACAUUCUGGAAGAUCUACGAUUGUUCAAAGCGGCGAAGAGGGAACUCAACAGGACGAUGAGUCUCACCGGAGACAAAAGACGCGAAACCCGGCAGGGUGAGCGCAAAGACAGCGUCAUGAAUAUUCCGGAGAGGUUUUAUGAUCGCAACAUUGAAUCGGACGAGGAAGAGAAAUGGGGUCAGCCAGCGAGAAACGAAAAUGGUGUUGACCCGAAGUUUGGUCGGGGACAAGUGCCGCCAAAAGGAUUCAAAAUGAUCACUGGAACUCCAAAUGGCGAGGUGAAAUUGGGUUUCUGCCUAAGCAAAGGUACACUCGAGGUCGAAGUUAUCUGUGCCAGAGACAUUUGUCCAGGUGAAAAAGAAGAACCAGAUACCUACGUGAAAACGUAUCUCCGAGACGGCGACCGAUGGCUGCAGAAGCGUAAAACUCGCGUGAUACGUCACUCGAAGAAACCGCAAUACCGGCAGACCAUUAAAUACAACAGCUGCGACGCUCUCGGAAGAAAUCUGCUGGUGAUGCUGUGGGAGAAGAAGCAGACCUUCGAGAGUAAUCAGGGCUUAGGCGGAGCCGAAGUGAGCCUCGACCAACUUCCAUUGACACGACUGACCGUCGAUUGGUAUCCGUUGUUCCCGAUUCAUACACUCGGCACCCACACCGCGGACUCUCCAUGAUGGCUCAGGGAAAAAUGGGCCCUCGAAGCUGGCGAACUCGACCUCAGGCUGAGCCUUCUGCUCAAGAACGAGGACGAGUCCGUUGUUAAAAUCAUCUCCUGAUGGAACCGAUUAACGUUCCUUCCAGACACCUUCGUUCGUUCUACUCUCCUGCCUUACUCUCGUUUACUUUACUACUUCCAAUCAACGCAAGCUGUCAUACAAAAUUGAAAACAUUCUAAUAAUCGGUUCGGUGCAGAAAACCUUGUCGCGUUGGCACAGCAGGAUCUCUGUCGUCGGAUGUGCUAUAACCACUAAACGAGGAGGGAUCGUAACCGUUGCCUAAACCUAGAGGACUAGUAUGUUACUAAUGCGAAGUUAGAGUCACUAAAAGUAACCGUGUAGAAAGAGCAAAUUAAUCUACGCGGAACGGACUGCAAAUAAUCCAGACAAUAGGUGAAAAUAUAAAUGCUUCGUUGAAUGACAGAUAUUUCGUAAAUUUUAUUUACAAAUAUUUGUGAAUGAUAUUUUAAAUUAACAGCACAUACUUUACUGAAAUUGAGGAACAAGAACAUUGGGAAAUGAAAUGAUUUGAAGUAAUUUUUAUUCUACGUUCUUCGAUAAAACUCAUGCAUUUUGCAACUGUUGAGUGGAAAUAAAAAUUAUUGACUUACAGGGUACAUUUUCAUUUUGAAUACAAGCCCAUGAAAUGUUACAUUGCAGAGGGAAGGAGUCUGAAAAAAGAUUGUCUGGUCCAGAUGUUUAUCUUCAACUAAUUAUUAUAUAAUUAACUACUUUGAAAAAACUUCAUAAAGCUCUUAAUUAUGAUAAGAGACGAAACAGUGAUAAAAAUGACCCAAUUGCACGGGUUACUCUGCAAAUUUAACUUUGUUUGGGUUACGGUUACGGUCCCUAAAACAGGAGAUUCAAGGAAGAAAAAGAAUUACCAAAAUAGACUACAUCCAUCAAUUGUACGUCACGAGUGACGACGACAGUUCAAGUCGAAUAUUUAUGGGUCCAAACAGCGUUUCCAUAACUGCUGGGUUAUACGCACUAUGAAUUAAUCAAUAAUGAUUAGAGUUUCGACGACGAUUCUCUAUGUCAAAAUAAUUGUCCGCUCGAGGUUCUCCAGAAGUAAAACCCCAUAGUAUACCUUAGCGUUCUCUAUGGAUAGGUGUUACACGGAUUUAACUCCUUCUACAUGAUUCACCGUGUUUGUAUAGGAUGCGUACACGUGACGCAGUGGUCUUACGCUAUGUUAACGAAGACGGAAUAGAGGAAAGUCCUUAAGCUCAGGAGUUUGCGUCGAGCAGCACUGGUGUAGGUGGUGUCCUAUUUUUGAUCUCUUCGCCGCAUCCAGUGUUUGUUCCGAAGCCAGUUACGUGGAGGCAUGCUAAUAAAAUAAAUAUUUGCGGUGGAAGAGUGGAGAAAUAAAUACGAACGAUAGAGAAAGGCAAAUAUUGAGUUAAUUUAUAGGUUUCUGCGCGUCUAUAUAAGCAAACGUUCGAUUCGAUGUAAACAUACAUAAACGCAGAUAAGAUCAAAUCACAGGAUGAUUAUGAAUUUUUUAAUGAACUAUAUACAUCGUUGAGGGAUUUCAAAAUUUUACGAAAAUUGGAAAAGUUCACGAACAUGAUACCGUGGUGGGAAAAAUGACCGACACCACGCGCGAUGUAAAAAAAAACAGUAUAUCUGUAUGUUUUUACAGUAUAUGUAAAAUAAUUUCUUUUCUAAAACAUAAAAUAAAAUUAAUACAACAGAUAACAUUUAAUUGGAUGCUUUUUAAGACAUAUCGAAGUAUAUUUGUGUCUUAGAAUCUUCUGAUCAGUAAACGAGUGACCUCGAGCAGUCGGAUAAUUUGACAUCGUGUCAGGAUUCUGCUGUGCUUAAAUCCCCUUGUUCAUUCGUUGUAUCCUUCAUUUAUCCAUGCCAUAAGCUCGCAAUGACAGAGCGUACCGAAAGACAAUCAAACACACCGACCGCUCCAAUCGAUAAUUUACUCAGCUAUUUACAUUGGAGCGCAUAACAAAUAGAAGCACAAUGGUUUUACCGGAUUCCUUUUAAUCGCCUCUCGUGGAGAAUAUUAACACUUUGAUUGUCAUCGUCGCACAAUCGAUCAGUUGACCGCGCGCUACAAACGCCUAUCGGCGUUCAGAGCGCAUGUAUGCGCAACGCAUGGAAAAAUCUUUCGAGCGUAACGCGGGUCUUGCAUUAAAAUCGCCCGCAGUCAAAGGGUUAAUGUAAAUCGAUUCGUCGCGUGUAUAUUUUGAAACGGCACGGUCCAUCUGUAAAAGACAAACUAGGAACAAACCGAUACGUUAGAAUAUAAAAUUCUUUCUAUCGAGUUCUUUCCUUUCUUCGUGUCUCGGACACGGCGUCCGCGAGAAUCGUUUAAAAAAUGUCCACGAGGGUUCUAGCAAUAAGGGUGUACAUGCGUAAACCUGUUUAACAGCGAACGGCAUACACAAAACGAAGAAAGCAAGUACGACGAAAGCAACAUAAGAGAGAUUCUAUUUUUUUCAUGAAUUAUUAGAAAGCGAAACAGAAGAGGAAGGGAGAACGAAAAAUAAAGCAACGUCCAACCGUGACGAUGAGGGUCCAUUUUUCCCAAUAAAUUAAGGCUCGACGGAGACGAACGAGAGACGAUCGACAUCCGCUACGCCAUAGCGUGCUCUGGUUGAUCCAGUACGACGAUUCGAUCGAGUCUCGUGCGAAACCCGCGAACCGAUUUGCAUUUGGUGAAGGAACACGAUGCAAUGUUCAUCGACGAGUGUGUCGUUAGGUAUUUACUUCGUCGAGGAGACGUCUCGAAACGAAUCGUAGAAUGAAAGUAUCAAAUUAGCCAAGUGCCAGGUGAAUGAAAAGAAUACACGAAAAGAAUACGUUUUAUUUACAUUGCUAUUACGAGAGGGAGAAGAGAUACUCAUCGAGGUAAGAAUGUUUAUGUUCAAGUGCCGAUACGUUGCCAUUUUCCUAGCGUUAUUGGCAACACAGGAAAUCAUAGACAAUCAUAGAAAAAUCACGAUCUGACGUGGCACGUGGACCGUUUGGUGACUUCAUUUCACAAAUGUUCUCUUUGAUUCGUAUCGAAAAAGAAUACCAAUGAUAACAAUGAACGAUUCGGUACUUGUAAACCAAAACAGAAAAUUCGAUGGCAGGAAGUAUGAUUCUUCUAGAUUAAAAUAACAAAUGAAAAUAUGAUUGUUCAAAUUUAAAUUCGAAAUUAAACACGUUUAAACAAUGAUAACUAGAAAUCGAGACGACUCCUCUAACGCUUUAAUUAUUUAACGGUAGACAAUCGUUCUGAGGCUCGCUGGUCGAGCCCAACACGAAGAGCAAUCGGUAAGUGGUUACCGGAACAACUUUACGGGCGACAUAAAUGUCGCACGACAACCUCGGUGUUUAGAGUCACGCGAUUUUUGUAGCUCGUAGACUGACAAGAUUGAUUCCUUUGGCACCCGCGAAUUUAUUAUUCGAUGUUUCCGAAAUAAAAUUACCGCGAGAGCCACUGCGUUCAUCGAGGCUAAUGCAGUGGCCAAGAGAAGUAGUCGUACACCGUGAGGUACACUAAGUGACAAUAACUUUGUAUAUAGAAUAUUCUGUUAAUAACGAGACAUGUCGAAAUUUAGUGGUUAAAUAUAACUUUCAAAUGGUACGUACUACGCAGAGAAGAGAAGUGGAAUAGUGGGUGUGAUUAGCUGUGGUCAAACCUGGACACUUUUGAAAUUAUAUUAUUUGAAAUGUUAUUUCAAGUAUUAUUUAUUAUUGUAUUAUUUUAUUUUAAUAAUACGUUAUUUAUUUCACAAAAUAUAUUUUCCAUGCGAUUUGUACAUUCUUCUCCACGUAAGCACACUCUACGAAAAUAUCAAAUUCACAUCUACUAUCGACCACGAUAUCAAAGUACAUACCAUUUGAAAGCUACGAUAAUCAAUCAAGUUUCGAUACGUAUCCUAUUACGUAUCAACGUAAUAUCCUCUUUGCAAAUUUAUUGAUAUUUAAUGUAAAGUGCCUCAUGAUGUUUUUAUAUUUUUCCAGCCACCGUACACGAUCUACGGAACAUUUAAGCGUUCAACGAACGAUCUGUAACAAUAUUGCCGUGGCUCUCGGGGUGGUUAAUUUUUCAAGGAACGAUUCGUUCUUUCGCUACGAAACUUACGAGUGCCGUGACUUUCUCCGAAUCAAACUGUUCGUGUCCUCGAAUAAAUCGGUACACAGUUUCGUUGUCAGAGAAAGAAAUCGGUUGGGUAGCGAAGGAGUCGAAACGCGAAUAAAAAUAUGAACGACGAAUUGUACGAAAGUAUUGCGCUUACCCCGCCCGAGAUAGAAGCAGAAGCUCCAAUAUGAUGUCAGACAUUAAUUAUUCGAUAUAUAUGUAUAUGAAAAUGAGCGCGUGACGAAAUCAUUAAGAUCGCGCGCGUCAUACGGUAACUUUUACGAGAUAAUUCUACUUAAGCGCCUAUUAAUGGUACAUAGAAAUCAAUGAUUUCGCUGACCAAAUCCUUACAACGUUCGGAUUUAACCUUCAUCGCGACGAAUUUUAUUAAGAACGAAGAGCGUCGUGAAAUUCCACGAAAUUCAGUUCGUAAUAAAAUAACGAUAUUAAUUUUAUUCCGAAGAUUUCAACAAAGCAACAGGAAUCUAAGAGACAGAAACAUCUCAAAGGACAGAUAAGCAAAUAGAUUUAACGGUUGCAAUAAUAUAACUACAAAGAAAAAAAAAAACAUCCAACUUAAUUCUAAUUCGAGAUGUUUUGCCGACGAAUAAGUUCUCUGAAAAUCAGGUAAAACCUCGUUGAGCAAUAAACGAUAAAUGUAUGGACCAUCGCGAACGAAUGUUUGGACUAUCGGUCGGUCGUACGAUGAAGGUUAAUAUCUGACGAGAUCGCAGCAUUAAAAAUUACUAUUACCUUGGAUGGCGACCUUGUCCCAGCGAUAAUCGCACAAUUGUUCGGAAAGCGUGUUUCCUUAGCGUUAGCGUAGGAUUCUGGCGUAGAAUUCUAAUCAUGCUCGUACUUUGUUUCGACUCGAUCGCUUCCAAAUUCUUCAAAGUACACGGUCCACAAGCGUUGGCCUUUAGCGCGCGAAAUCAAUCUCGAGAUACCGUCGCUUCGAAGGACGGGAGAGUGACAACGGUUCUCGCCUCCUUCGACGACAGACGAGUAGCCGAAACUAUUCUCGCGGUUCUGCGAUGUAAUCUCAAUGGAUAGUACAAGGGUGACGGUGGCCCAUCAACGACGACGAUAACGAAAAGAAAAACGAACGCUAGAGGAAUGGUAUACGCGAGCAGAUGUUUGACGAACGCAAAAAUCUGAUCGGCCUACAAACAUAUCCUAACGUUCUUUCUUUAAGGGUACAUCAGGCGCGAAGAAAUUUUCGACGAGAGUCAACCGGCUUCCCUCGAAAUCGUCUUCGUCCUAUGUUAAUCGCAUGGACAAUCCUCUUGAACGAAUGCAAUCAUCUAAACCUUGUAGAUGAAAGGUUCUUCCUUCGUAAGUGGCUAAGCGCACUGUAGGCACAUUUUCUACUAGAUCUGGAACCGAUCUACUUAUGAAUUAACACCGCUGACGCGAUCCUUGGCAUUGCGAUUUCUGUCCAUGCUAUCGCUGCAGUUUCUUUAAUGCCAACUUCGUUAACGAUGCUUCGACGCGAAUUCGUGUUUUUCCGAUCGUCCCGCAGUGGAGUAUUUGACGUGAAAAUUUCACCAAAAUUACUUUGCUGCUUCUACUUAAUUAAAAUGCAAUUGGAAACGACGCGACUAGAUCUAUACGGUACAAUGACACGCGAAAGUAUUCGUACUCAAUUAAUCGUUGACUUCAAACUUAAUACAUUUCUGGAACAAUUUUUUUUCUAGGAGAAUCUAUAACGAUCGAUACAUUAUUAUUAUUACUAUUAUUAUCAUUAUUAUGGAUUAUUAUUACUGUUAAUUGUUUUUAAAUUGUAUGUUUGUUCGUUAUACUAUAAAUAGGAAAUUUGUUAACAUAGUCUUCGAAAAUAUCGUACAGGAACAUUUCUCGAAUUUAAAAAAUAUAUCGUCUAUUUUCAUUGUAACUUCUUCGUUCAUUUUUCUGUUUACUUAGAAAACCUUUUAGAAGGUACAAUUUUGUGUUCUUGAUAAAGUAUCGAAAAUGAUUUAAUAUCAACUAUUUGACAUUGUUCACUAUCGACAACUUAGUAUUGCUUUUAUUAUUAGUAGAGGCUUAUUCGUGUAAGUAACGACUGAUCCAGUUAUUUAGGACGAUAUUUCUGAUCUUGCAAAUGAUUUUCAAGACGUUUGUCAUUAGUGAUACUAAAAGAUUGUAAAUUUCAAAGAAACGUAACGUUCUGAGAUCAGACAGUGCAGAUUGAAAUCGGUAGUUUUUCUAGGACUUCUUGUGGAGGAUUUGAAGAAUGUUCAGAAAUUUACGAAUUAAAUCUUGGCAAAAGUCUUGCCUUUUCAAGUAGUUUUAACAAACGUUAUUAUCCAAUGGUAUAACUGAAAAUUCAAUAUUUCAAACAUGAUGUAAUAGUUUUAGUAUCUGAUACAGAACACACUAAUGCUAAAUACGUAGCAGCUAUUACAAAACAUUGAAUAAAUACACUCAAUGAAAAGUCGUACUCAAUUUGAUCACUGGAGAAAAUCAUAAAUAUACAGUUACCAAAAUGGUCGACAUAAGUAAACAAUAACUUUAUGUUGUAAACAAGCUUUACUAUUCGAAACUUCGACCACAUGUUCGUACAAAUAUUCCACUGUCCGACUCGAGUCUUAAAAUCUUAUAGGAACUAUAUUCGAUGGAUCACGUACGUUUACGAUCCAUCGCUUUUCAUUUAUCAAACGCGUCAAUUCGUUGGGAUAGCUGCGCUAUUUAUUUAAGCUUCUUACAAUGCGACGGAAAAAGCAUAACACCUGCGAAGAGAAUACUUUCCGCUCGCGAAGCUGUUACUUCCUUUUCUAAAAAGAAAAAAAUCAAUUGAAAUCAGUUCUUCGAUGUCAAGUAUAAAUCAAGUCUGCCUAACUAUGUGACUACUGUAUCGCCUACAUAAAUACUAUACAUAUAUAUUUAUUUAUAUAUACACAUAAUAUAAGUAUAUAAAUAUAAAAGAAAUCUCUAUAUAUAUAUAUGUAUAUAUAUAUACACAUCAUAUAUAUACAUAUAAAAUGCGUACAUAUGUAUCGUAUCGAAAUUGACAAUCGAGAUCAUUGAUCCAAUUAUGUAUGUUACAAAACUUUUAGUCGAUAUCUCAUACAGCAGAUAGUCAUACUUUAUCGACGCACGAUCACGUGUAAAAUAAUCGUAAAGGUGUAUAGAUAUAUUGUCACUGAUGUAAUUGUAUGUAUGUACCUGUGAUGUCGUACGAAAUGCAGCAGACUGGAUAAUCGAUUGCACUUGCAUUAAAAAAUGAAAUAGAUUAAAGGAGGACUUGCGUCAAAUAUAAGGAAAAUAGGAAAUGUUGUUCUCGAAUCGAGAACAACAUUUUCUGAACUGUAUUUGAAUGGUCCCAGGAACGAGGUACGGUAAACAUUAGAAUCUACAUCCAAGCAACAGCAUCUUCCCGUGCAUAUCUGCGUUGUAUGUACACGUACUCGUUCUACCGUCUAAUUGUCAACGGCAAUCUCAUUUUAAUCACACCUACGCUCGCGUGGAUCGAACUUCGCAUACUUACACCCACUGUACACAGCGUUUUUAUGCGCGCAGGUUAAAAUGAAAUUCGUUCAAAGCAACCGA
Hylaeus volcanicus is the source of this 11703-nucleotide messenger RNA. RefSeq names its product regulating synaptic membrane exocytosis protein 2-like (gene Fife). Gene Ontology annotation, cellular component: cytoskeleton of presynaptic active zone; presynaptic membrane. The transcript is spliced from 9 exons. Gene Ontology annotation, molecular function: small GTPase binding; transmembrane transporter binding. Gene Ontology annotation, biological process: regulation of synaptic plasticity; positive regulation of synaptic transmission; regulation of membrane potential. NCBI's taxonomy places the organism in Eukaryota, Metazoa, Arthropoda, Insecta, Hymenoptera, Colletidae. The record is from RefSeq and is a predicted model, not a curated record. The coding region runs from base 2505 to 4022 and encodes 505 amino acids.